This is a messenger RNA of Tetrahymena thermophila SB210, 1335 nucleotides long. RefSeq lists its product as hypothetical. Lineage: Eukaryota; Ciliophora; Oligohymenophorea; Hymenostomatida; Tetrahymenidae. The transcript has a single exon. The record is from RefSeq and is a predicted model, not a curated record.
AUGAUUGAUUCUUAAAGUGAAGUAGAAUAUGCUGAAAUAGGAUUUCAAACUGAUGAAAACAGUAUUGAUCAAUAUGAUUAACUCGAAUCUUACUUUAAUCCUACUUAUUACUUAAACUAAGAGUUUCUUUUAAAUGAGCUAUUUUCAGAUUCUAAUGAAGUAAACGAAACAAAAAAUAACCCUAAGAUUCACUCUCAUAGCUUGGGAAAUUUAGAAGAUUUUUAAUCAAUUUAAGUGCAAGGCCGUCCAUAAACUUUUAAUUUUUAAAUGCUUGAUAAGUACGCAGAAGUAAACUAACAAGCUAAAAAACAAACAAUGAAUAUAGGGUAGUUAUAUAUGCAAUAGUUGGAAAAAUAAGCUUAGACAUUAAAAAAAAUAGAAUUAAAAUUUGCUGUAAAUAAUGAUGAGAGUUAAUUUAAUCUAAAAAAAGGUUAAAGCAUGGGGAAAAUACCUAUAAAAACAAGUUUGCUAGAAUUAGAUACUUCUUCUUAACCACAAGCUAACUAGGAAUUGAAAAGAGCAAGUUGCUAAAAUUAUUUUUUAGACUAUAAAAGCAAUAGUAGUAUAAGAUUUUAUGGUAGAAAUGAUGAAAAUAUGAGCUAAAAAUACAAUUCUUAAUAACUUUGUUAAACUAAUACAUUUAAUGAACAUGCAUAUAUUAAAUAGAAAUAUAAAGGGAUAAGCUAACAUUCUGCUAAUAAUUUAGCUUAUUAAGAAGAAAAUACUACUAAAUCUCCAAACAAGAAACAAAUAGUGAUUUCGAAAAAUAUAAGAGCAAUGUCUUCUAAUUAAUAAUUUAGAUAAAGCUUUCAUUAUAUUAAGUAAGAAGAUACAAAUAGUCUAUAAUAAAACACCAAUAAUUAACUUAGUAUGCUCAAAAGCAUGUUUUCAGAUUUUCAAUAAGAAAUUAAAUAAAGAGAAAUAAAUACAGCCAUUGAUUUAAAUAAUUUGCAAGAACAAAAGGCAGAACAGCCAAACAAACCUAUUAAUCUAACAAAUAUAUUAAAUUUGCAAAAUUAAUUAAAAUAAAAUCAAAAAUCGAUUACUGUUUCUCGGAUACCAAUCUAAUAGUAAUAAAAAUAGAAGGAGAUAGUUAGAUAAAGACAAAUUCAUUCUUCUAAAAAAUAAUCUUUUGGAAAGUUAAUUUAAUAAUAAAUUGAUAGCAAAUUUUAACAAAAUCUGACAUCUAAUUAAUCUGAAAAUAACAUAUAGAAUUAAUAUAAUUAAUAAUAAAGCUAGUUAUAGAAGUAUUAAAAUUCUCAAAAUCUAGGUAUUUAGAAUUAAAAGCUAUUAAGCAAUCACAACAAAAAUAACUCUGUAUCAUGCUUAAAUUGA